UAAUGAUGGAUUAUGAAUUCAAAGAAAAAUUAGCUCAAGAACGAGCUAAAGUCGAAGAUUUAUUCGAAUAUGAAGGCUGUAAAGUAGGUCGUGGUACCUAUGGUCAUGUUUACAAAGCUCGACCCAAAGAAAGUAAUGAUGAUCGAGUAUAUGCGUUGAAACAGAUCGAAGGCAGUGGCAUAUCCAUGUCAGCAUGUCGUGAAAUUGCGCUACUUCGAGAAUUAAAACAUGUAAAUGUAAUAAAUCUACAACGCGUUUUUCUUUCACAUGCUGAUCGAAGAGUAUGGUUGUUAUUCGAUUAUGCCGAACAUGAUCUAUGGCAUAUUAUAAAAUUUCAUCGUAGCGCAAAAGCGAAUAAGAAAACUGUACACGUACCAAAAGGAAUGGUUAAAUCAUUAAUCUAUCAAAUUUUAGCCGGCAUUCAUUAUCUACAUUCCAAUUGGAUACUUCAUCGUGAUUUGAAACCGGCCAAUAUUUUGGUCAUGGGUGAAGGACGUGAACGUGGCCGUGUAAAAAUAGCUGAUAUGGGUUUUGCUCGGUUAUUCAACAAUCCAUUGAAACCAUUAGCUGAUCUUGAUCCGGUUGUUGUAACAUUUUGGUAUCGUGCGCCAGAAUUAUUAUUGGGUGCACGACAUUAUACGAAAGCUAUCGAUAUAUGGGCGAUCGGAUGUAUAUUUGCCGAAUUAUUAACAUCUGAGCCGAUAUUUCAUUGUCGUCAAGAAGAUAUAAAAACGAAUAAUCCAUAUCAUCAAGAUCAAUUAGAUAGAAUAUUUAAUGUGAUGGGCUUUCCAAUGGACAAAGACUGGGAGGAUAUAAAAAAGAUGCCCGAAUAUAAUCAAUUACAAAAAGACUUCAAAAAACAACCUUAUACUAAUUGUUCAUUAGUGAAAUAUAUGGACAAACAUAAGAUAAAAUCUGAUACGCGAGCCUUUGUACUUUUAUCACGGUUAUUGUCCAUGGAUCCGAUCAAACGUAUUACAUCGGAACAAGCGAUGCAAGAUCCAUAUUUUAGUGAAGAUCCUGAACCAACUCAAGAUGUAUUCAAUGGAAUGCCCAUACCAUAUCCUAAACGGGAGUUUCUCACCGAUGAAGGAAAUGAAGAUAAUCAUAAUAAUCAGGCUAAUCAUGGUCAAGCUAAUCAACAGAAUCCGGCUGCCGUUGCGGCAGCUGCUGCUGUUGUAGCUGCAGCUGCUAAUAAUAAUCAACAGAAUCCAGGUGUACAGCAGAAACAAGGACCACCCGGCCAAUCAGGGCAUCAUGGUCAAUCCACAUCCGACAUGGUAUCAAAAAGUGGACAGCAAUCCGGACAAAAUCAACAUGGUAAUCAUGGUGGACAUGCUCAUGGAGCAAUGGGACAUCAUCAUCAUUCAUCGAAUCAUCAAACGAAUAAAAUGUCUAUGGGCCAUCAUCAAAGUCAACAACAUCACGGACAAUCUAGUAGUAUGAUGCAUGGUGGUAGUGGACAUGAUCCACAUCAUAGUUUACCAUCGGCUAAACGUGUACGUUUGGGACCUGGUGGAAUGGGACAAGGAUCUGGACAGGGACCGAAUACAUCAUUAUUCAGUAACAAUGGAACGAAUAGCCAAAGUAGUGGUAAAGGUGGUGGUGGACAUCAAUAUAAUCAACGUUAUUAAUCAAAACAUAAAACCACUAUUGAAUCGAGACAAAAAACGUGAUUUCCGUCAAUGAAAUUUAUUUUGAAUAAAUCACGUAUCAUUCGGAUCUAUUCACAUUUAAUUCGAAGUAU
Messenger RNA from Dermatophagoides pteronyssinus (European house dust mite), 1747 nucleotides. It is a transcript of the gene Cdk8, whose product is annotated as cyclin-dependent kinase 8. Gene Ontology annotation, cellular component: nucleus. Lineage: Eukaryota; Metazoa; Arthropoda; Arachnida; Sarcoptiformes; Pyroglyphidae. Gene Ontology annotation, biological process: protein phosphorylation. The record is from RefSeq and is a predicted model, not a curated record. Gene Ontology annotation, molecular function: protein serine/threonine kinase activity; ATP binding.